Molecule: messenger RNA, 639 nt
Organism: Brugia malayi
Lineage: Eukaryota; Metazoa; Nematoda; Chromadorea; Rhabditida; Onchocercidae
Exons: 7
Coding region: 1-639 (212 amino acids)
Source: RefSeq, a predicted model, not a curated record
AUGAUUGCAGUUAAUUGCCUAAUUCUGGUGCUAUCAGUGAUGGAAUUAAUGUUGACGAGUUCAAUUUACGACUUCAUUGUCACUCACGAACUUUUUUACGCAUAUCCGAAAAAGACGAUACUGAUUGCUCCAUCACAAAGUCUUCUCAAGUACAUCGCAAUAUCCUUAUCGUUUUUUCUAUCGUUUGCAUCAAUUACUCACUUUUCAUAUCGAUAUCAGCGUCUAACCCAUACAUAUUUCACGAUUAUGAAAAGUAUCAACUUUGGCACGAUUGCUUCCUACAUUAGCUACUCAUCUACAUUCAACAUCGAUAAUCUUUAUUAUGUGCCUUCCAAGUAUCGAAUAGCACAAUUUGCUUGUGCUGUACUUCAUGCAAUUUGUUCUUCAAAUUCUUUUCAAACAACCCAAAAACUUGCGAUUUUCAUCAGUGGGGACGAAGAAGAAAACUUCAUUGCUGCUGCUUGGUGGUACACAUUACGUUUACGUUUCUCGACAAUUUUAUUCGCUGCUACUUCCAUACUUAUUUUAUUCCUUUUCUUCCUGAAUAUCAGAAAAAAUCAUCGUCAAAGUUGCAAAAUUUCCAGUAUUUCAUAUGAUCUAUUGAUUGUGGAACGGAAGGAAGGAAUGUUUUAUUUGUGA